Molecule: messenger RNA, 4885 nt
Organism: [Torrubiella] hemipterigena
Lineage: Eukaryota; Fungi; Ascomycota; Sordariomycetes; Hypocreales; Clavicipitaceae
Source: the annotation of a GenBank genome assembly
CCCACGCACGAAGCUUACAUAACUUUUUCGCCCACACACUUUCCAACAACCAAUUUUGCCCCGCCAUUAAUCCCCCGCUAGAGAGAGCAGCAACAGAGCGUCUGCAUAUCCGUUGUCCACUACACUUGUUCGAUUGAGACAAAUCGCCUUCUUGUUUCAAGAAGAAUAUCAACCGGGCAAGAUGGAUAUAACCACAUUCAUCACCCAAGGCCGGGAGAAGGCUCUCCUUUACGGCGACCACUCCACGUACCACGCGCAGCUCUCCAAGCGACUCUUGGGAUGUCGCAAGAAGCUGGGCAUCGUAACCAAGAAUCGCGGCAAAUUUCAGAAGAAGGACGCAGUAACUGCUGAGAACAUUGCUGAAAAUGCACAAUAUCUCCAUCUUCUUCUACUGACGAGCGAGCGAGCCUGGGCUCAGGCAAUGAGCAUGAAAACCAUCCACUCCAAUGGUCCAAAAGGCAUUGUCGGAAGAACACGAUCGCACAUUAUAUCACGCCUUGACAAGGCCGCUCGUUGCGCGCAACAUCUCGUUGAUAUUCUCUCGGAUACGGCUGCCAGCGGAGCCAACGUCCAAGAUAUCCUCGAAGCAAAAGGAUACACCGCUGUCAUUCGCGGCUCAAAGCUAUUUGAAUGCCAAUCUUGGCAGACCUGUCUGGAGAAUUACUCCAUAGCCCGCGUCAUUUACAGCGCUUUAUCAUCGAAAGGAAAUGCCGAUUUAUACAAGGACCUACUCUCCGAAACCAUCGACCCUUCCAUCCGAUAUGCCGCAUACCAGCUGAAAACUCCACGAACCGUCCCUAUUCCCGCUAUUGCUCGAAAGGCGUUCCCACAGUCCGACUCAACAUUGGUUGCCCAGGUCAAUGAAGUAGAACCCGGAGCCCUGACUGGGCAGCUGGAUGCCGAUGAAGGCCUUCCAUCUGGCGAAGACACACCUCGAACACUGACUUGGCGUUCUCGUGAGGUCAAGAUUGAGGACGCACAGAUUGCUUUGGCAUGGGCUAAAGUGAAGCUGGCAAAGACAGCCCUUGGUGCAAACCUUUCCGAGCAGAGCGAGCGAGCGCCUCAUCAAGUCGCUGCUUCGUACGAUGACAUCCUCACCGCGACCCAAGACGCAGUCGAUGCAACCAAGCAGGCUAUUGAUGAGAUGCGAGGAGAGGGUGUUGCCCAGAGUGAUCCUCGAAUGCAGAGCCUCCAAAUUACAAGAACGGCUGUCAACUACGAAAUGAUUAGCUGGAGGAUUGGACGUAACCGUGUCUUGACUGGUGAACAGGAUGGCGCCGUCGAAAACUACGCCUCCAAAAAGAAAGCCAAGAAGACAGAGGAGACUGCGGAGAGCGAUGAGCACAAGCUCAAGGAUGCAUCUGCUUCCAAGAAGCUUACCAAGUUGAAGGAGAAGGUUGCCCUCUACGAAGGCACCCUGCAGAACAUCCAAUCUAUAAAGGAACUCCCUGGUGUAGCGGCUGAUGAGGGUCUAUCUGCUAAGCUAGCGGCCUUUGAAAGUUACUUCAAGUCUCUCAAGGCCCUAGCCAUUGCACGAUCCCACGCCAUCACUGAUAACGCCAGCAAUGCCCUUGCUUUGAUUCAGUAUGCCUUUGACGAGUGCCAGCAGGCUUCUCAACUUCCCAAGGACAGCGAGCCGGCCGCCAGCACGCCAUUGGACAUUGAAGUCACAAGCGCCUCUGUCAACUUUUUGGGUAGACUAAUCCACGGCGAAUUGCAGAGAUACCGCGCCAUUGUGCACAUUGACAACCUGCGCAGCGAGCAGAAGAGUCACUCCAGCACGGACAAAGUGCCUCUUGCCGAGCGCCUGCACACGUAUCCCAUCGACGGAGCCGACAUGACCAAAAUUGCCCAGUUCCCUCCCAAAAAGUCGUUUAUCCCCAUGAAGCCUCUGUUCCUCGACAUCGCUUGGAACUACAUCAACUAUCCCUCCAAGCAGGAUAAGGGAGCCGCCCAGCCAUCACCGGCAAAAGCAGCUGCCAGCGAAGGAGCUCAGGAGCAGAAGAGAGGCUGGUUUGGCUUUGGCCGAUAAUGGAUUUAUUACAUGUGCUUGGCUAAAUAAAACUAAAUUUCUCUCCAAUUACCAAUUAAUCACUGUCGCUGUCUGUGUUAAAGCGGCCCUGGAAUGCCGUUGGGAUGUACGACAACGUAGGAAUGGAGCCCCUCCGAGUCACGAGUUGGUCGGCGCGCGGAAGAGCAUACGAUUAGGCGCGCGCUGCUAUGUAGACGCUCGACUUUAACAUCAGACCAUUUAUUUGAGCGAUAAGGCUCUUACUUCGCAACUUAGCAUGCCACCGGCUGUAUUCGCCGAUCAACUUGUGGUGGCGCGACCGCUGGUGUCGAAACGCGACGGCUUGUUCAGCUUCUGCCAGACUAUAGCGCAGAAUACAACACCGUUUUUGGCGAUAUCAUCAGCCAUUCUCAUCGUCUCUAUCGCUUUCACAAUUGUCUUUUAUACGCAACUCCCAAGACCUACAUCUUUAGGCACAUUCACAGGCAUCGGAUACAGCCGGUGCUCUGUGCUCGGUGACGGAGACUCUCAACCGAAUCGACACAAAAAUACGCAGCAUCACAACUCUGAUCUUCACUUGCAGCCGUGCAAUCAUCAUAGCUCAGCUCCUUGGCUAGGAGCAAACACACUCAAUACGACUUGGGGCUUCACGACAUAGACAACACAAGAAAUGGUGGAAAUUUGAUGUAAUAGAAGAGGGGAGAUGGUAUUAAACCUCUACCGAAUCAGAACAAAGAAACGUUUUAUACAUUGCAAAACAAAACAGUUAUCCCCCAUAGGGUCCAUGUAAAUCAUUCGUGAACACCCGUAGAACUUUUUUUUCUCUUUCCGUCAGGGAGUUCAAUCUAAUGCUCCAACGCCUGUUCCGCCAACCAUGAUAUAAAGGACAUGGGUGAAUAUGUGGCUGCAUAGCAGUCAAAGUUGAAAUAAGAGUACAGUGAAAAUACAAUGAGAAAAGAUACAUGCGCCGCUCUCCACGCGUUGUCGGUAAUGGGAGCACAUGUACCUUCUCUUCUUUUAGUUGGCUGGGGGUGGCAAAAAAAUUAUUCAAACAAAACGAGCUUCAGUCAAAUUAAGGCUUGGGCUCAUCCUUCUUCUCGCCCUCGGCGUUCUGCUGCUGCUCGCCGGAAGCCUGCUGGGCCUCGCCGCUCUCGUUGCGGGCCUUGUGCAUCUUGUCGAAGAGGUUCAAGCUGGCAACCUGGAGCUCGUCGGUCUUCUCCUUGAUCUCAGCAGCGGUGGCAGAGCCCUCGCCAGACUGGUUCUUGGCGAUGAACUCACGGAGAGAAGCGAUCUUCUCCUUGAUGCUAUCAGCCUCGGUCUUGUCAAGCUUGUCGGCGUACUCGUUGAGGGCCUUGUCGGUAUCGUUCAAGACGCUGUCGGCGCGGUUGGCAGCUUCGAUGGCAGCCUUGCGCUCCUUAUCAGCCUCAGCGUACUUCUCAGAGUCCUCAACCAUCUGCUGGAUCUCGUUAUCAGAGAGACCAGAGCCGGAGGCAAUGGUGAUGGACUGGUCCUUGUUGGUGGACUUGUCCUUGGCGUGAACGUGGACAAUGGAAUCGGCAUCAAUGUCGAAGGUGACCUCGACCUGAGGGACGCCACGGUGGGCAGGGGGGAUACCAACAAGCUGGAAGUUACCGAGGAGCUUGUUGUCGCGGACAAGCUCACGCUCACCCUGGUAGACCUUGAUCUCGACAGCAGUCUGGAAGUCAGCAGCAGUGGAGAAGACCUGAGACUUCUUGGUGGGGAUGGUGGUGUUUCGGUUGAUCAGACGAGUGAAAACACCACCGAGGGUCUCGAUACCAAGAGAGAGAGGGGUGACAUCAAGGAGGAGGAGAUCCUUGACCUCACCAGAGAGAACGGCACCCUGGACAGCAGCACCGAUAGCGACAGCCUCAUCGGGGUUGACAGACUUGGCAGGGUCGCGGCCGAAGAUGCCCUUAACGGACUCGGCAACCUUGGGCAUACGGGUCAUACCACCAACAAGGAUGACCUCCUGGAUGUCCUUGGCCUGGAGGUUGGCGUCCUUGAGGGCCUUGCGGACAGGCUCGAUGGUGCGGGUGAUAAGAGGGUCAACCAUGUUCUCAAGCUGAGCACGGGUAAGCUUCAUGUUGAUGUGCUUGGGGCCGGAAGCAUCGGCAGUAAUGAAGGGAAGGUUGAUGUCAGUCUGGAGAGAGGAGGAAAGCUCAAUCUUGGCCUUCUCAGCAGCCUCACGGAUACGCUGGAUAGCCAUGCGGUCGCCAGAGAGGUCGAGGCCAGAAGUCUUCUUGAAGUCAGCAACCAUGUGGCGGACCAGGUGGAUAUCGAAAUCUUCACCACCAAGGUGGGUGUCACCGUUGGUAGACUUAACCUCGAAAACACCGUUCUGGAUCUCGAGGAUAGAGAUAUCGAAAGUACCACCACCCAAAUCGUAGACAGCGACGACACGGUCAGCCUCCUUCUCGAGACCGUAGGCAAGAGCAGCAGCAGUGGGCUCGUUAACGACACGGAGAACGUUGAGGCCAGCAAUCUGACCAGCGUCCUUGGUGCUCUGACGCUGAGCAUCGUUGAAGUAAGCAGGGACAGUGACGACGGCGUUCUUAACAGGCUUGGAGAGGUAAGCCUCAGCGGUCUCCUUCAUCUUGUUGAGAACGAAACCACCAAUCUGGGAGGGAGAGUACUUCUGGUCGCGAGCAGAGACCCAGGCAUCUCCGUUGGUGUGCUGGACGAUCUUGUAGGGGACCUCCUUAAUAUCACGCUGAACCUCAGCAUCGGUGAACUUGCGACCAAUCAAACGCUUGGUAGCGAAGAGAGUGUUCUCGGGGUUGACGACAGCCUGGCGCUUGGCAGCGACACCGACAAGACGCUCACCAUCUUCGGCGAAAGCAACGACCGAUGGAG